UUUUAAGGAGGUACUUGAGUUACUCCAGUCAAGUGCACCUACAAUUAAGUAAACCUAGGUUUUCUUUCUUUACUGUUUACAUUUUGUGUUUCUUUUUUCUAAUUUAAAAUGGAUCCAGUUGACCAAAAUUUGACCAGUGAUUUUUUCAUGGCUGAACCCAUUUCAUCAUUAGAUGAAUUGAAAGCCAACCCUACUUCGGUUCGAAGUAUUUUUGAAGUGUUUAUCCUGAAAAUUCAAAAAAAGUUUUGUCUCGCCUUGGAAGCUUUUGAAAAGAAAUCAUCUGAUUCUACUCCUGCUAGUUCAUUCAUUGCUGAUAGAUGGUUGAGAAAGGAAGGAGGUGGAGGAAUAUCUUGUGUCUUACAGGAUGGUCAGGUAUUCGAAAAGGCUGGUGUUAAUGUCUCGGUGGUCACUGGAAAGCUAAGCAAAGAGGCUGUUGCUCAGAUGAAGAAACAGCAUAAGGAUAUUCAGUUGGAUGAAGGACGAGAAUUGCCUUUCUUUGCGGCUGGAAUCAGCUCAGUGAUUCAUCCUAAAAACCCUCACGUUCCUACAGUUCACUUUAAUUAUCGCUAUUUUGAGAUAGAGGGACAACAUGGGACUGAAUGGUGGUUUGGUGGUGGAACCGAUUUAACACCUUAUACUUAUGAUGAGGAUACUUUCAGGCAUUUUCACCGUUCCUUGAAAACAGCCUGUGAUGCCCAUGAUACAAGCUACUAUCCUAAAUUUAAGGCCGAAUGUGAUGACUACUUCUUUAUCAAACAUCGAGGGGAACGUCGCGGUGUUGGUGGCAUAUUUUUUGAUGACUUGAAUAAACCUUCCCUAAACGAUUGUUUCAAUUUCAUACAAAGCUGUGCAGAAACUGUGAUUCCUUGCUACAUUCCGAUUGUUGAAAAAAAUUACUUAAAGCCUUAUCAACCCGAUAAUCGAAGAUGGCAGCUACUGCGAAGAGGCCGAUAUGUUGAGUUCAAUUUGGUUUAUGAUCGUGGAACUAAAUUUGGUUUCUUCACUCCUGGAGCGCGAAUCGAAAGUAUAUUGAUUUCACUUCCACUGCAUGCUUCUUGGGAAUACAUGCACCAACCUGUUAAUGGAAGUGAUGAGGAUAAAUUGAUGAGUGUUUUGAAAGAACCGAAAGAUUGGGUUUGUUAAUUUUUCGUCGAAAUAUCUAUUUUGAUUUUUUUAGUCAUAAUUAUAUAAUAGGGUUUUAUAUACACAAUGAUAGUGAAAAGUGAUGCUAGAAAGAAAGCAAAAGGAAGGUAAAAGAUAAUCUGUAUUUAUUGUUUCAAUGUUUAACCUGUCAUAUAUUCAUUCUGAUAAAAUGUUGAGCUUCAGUUGAAACGUUGAAAACGAUAGAGAUGGUUGCGAUGAAGGUGAAUUUAAAGAUGAGAUGUUUUUUUUGAUGAAAGUGUAGGUGAAAGUGAUGAUGAAAUAUAAGAUGCUAUCUUUUUUAGAAUAGCAUUAAAGACAGCUUUAAACAUGAAUAAAGUCCUCAAAAUUC
This is a messenger RNA of Tetranychus urticae (two-spotted spider mite), 1492 nucleotides long. It is a transcript of the gene Coprox, whose product is annotated as oxygen-dependent coproporphyrinogen-III oxidase. Gene Ontology annotation, molecular function: coproporphyrinogen oxidase activity. Lineage: Eukaryota; Metazoa; Arthropoda; Arachnida; Trombidiformes; Tetranychidae. The record is from RefSeq and is a predicted model, not a curated record. Gene Ontology annotation, cellular component: cytoplasm.